Dentiscutata erythropus is the source of this 1022-nucleotide messenger RNA. The record is from the annotation of a GenBank genome assembly. Lineage: Eukaryota; Fungi; Glomeromycota; Glomeromycetes; Diversisporales; Gigasporaceae.
GUUCUUUUUGGCUUGAAUUCGAAUUACUCGUUGAUAAUUCAAAUGGAAUGGAAACGUAUUAUUGCAAACAUUGUAAUACUAAAUAUGCCAAAAAUGCCUCAAGACUUCAAAGUCAUCUUGAAAAAUGUAUUAGUUACCAAAAAAAGUUAAUCGAGUAUGAAUUAAUAAAUACUUUAUCAAGUGAUAAUAGUACAAAAAAACGGCGUAUUCAAGAUGAGUUAGAUUAUAAAUAUAGUGAAAGUGAUCAAAAAGCAUUGGAAAAUUUAUUGGCACGGGCUUUUUGUUCAGCUGGAAUGUCAUUUAAUGUCAUUGAAAAUGAAGAUAUUAAAGCUGUAUUUCAAAAAGAUAUUCCAUGGUUUAAGGUUCCAUCACGAUAUUGUUUAUCAAAUACACUUUUAAAUCAAGAACAUGUGAGAAUUAAACAGCUUGUUGAAAGCAUUUUAAAUGAAUCCGAAUAUCUUUGUAUUACAAGUGAUGGAUGGUCUAACAUUCAUCGAUUGCCAUGGGCAUGUCAAAUCGUACGAUCUAUGAAAGAAAUUCUUAAUUAUGUUCGAAAUUAUCAAAUAAGCUUGGCAACACUACGUCGGCUUCAAAUGGAAGUUUAUAAUAAACAUAUAUCAUUAUUACUUCCUGGAGAUACUCGAUGGAGAUCUGUAUUUUAUUCAGCAAGUAAUUUUUUAGAGACUAAAACAGCAAUUCCAAGAAUGACUUUAGAAGAUAAUAUUAAAAUAUCUGAUGAAAUUAAAAAUAAAAUUUUAUCAGAUAAUUUUUGGCUUAAUCUUAAAAUUCUUUGUAAUUUUCUUUCGCCUUUUGCUAUUUUUUUAAAAAAAUUGCAAAAUGAUCAACCUACACUUUCAACAGUUUAUUCAGAAUUAUUAAUUAUAUUAUCAUAUAAACUUGAUCCUCAAUAUCAAGGUAAAACUUUAAAUCCAAAAAAAUGGGAUUCAAUUAUUGAAGAUGAAUUAAUACGGUUAGUACCAAGCCAAGAUCAAGAAAAUAUAUUAAGCGAAUAUGCAGAAUAU